UUUUAGUAUCCGCUGACGUCAUCCUUUUUUUAUAGGAAAAAAAAGAGAAGAUCUAACGUUUCAGAUUGAUUUGGUAUUCAAUCUAAGGGUUCUGUGUGUUCUAGGUGAUGUCAUCUAUUUGAAAAUAGAACUUAAUCCAAUGGUUAAAAUUAGCACACCUUUUAAUCUAAGGGUUGAGAUUAGACUUACCUUUUGUUUGGAAGAAGACGUCGCUACCGAAGCUUCGUGUGUCCGUAGUGAAGCAUUGCGUCCUUUAAUGGAGUUGUGACCCUUGGUUCGCAUCUCUUCCUCUGUUUAUAUUUGAUAACCAGUUUACUAUUCUUUUUUUCCUCAUUUUUUUAUUUCUCCUUUCUGUUUCGUUUUUUUCAAAACAAAAACUUUUUUUUUUUCAAAACAAAAACUUGAAACAAAUUAUAGUUAGUUUUUAUCCCUUUCCAACACUUAAUACACGACACACAACUGUGUUUUUGUGUCGGCCUCGUUCUGUUGGCUUUGGGUCGCAUUGUUCUUUCUUCUCUGGUUUUAUCCGGAGAGUUACACUGGUUUCAUUUGUCAAGUUGGCAUCUUCAACCGCCUUGGCUGGCUGAUUUCAACGGGGCGUAUGUUAUACCCAAUCCUGAGUCAGAGUUUCUGGUGAGAAACCGAGCAUAUGUUUCUCUGGGGAAUCGAAGUGGCUUUCACUUUACUGUUUCAGAGUAAUGGAGUACAACGAAGAAGCUUCCCGUGUUUGACUGUUUUGUGCCACUGAAACAACAGGGAAUUGAAGAAGAGUGUUUUAGAGGGCACGUGUUGAGAGCAACAAAAAGUGUGGUGGUUAAAGAUCUUUAAGACAUAACCUUGGGUUGUUAUUGUUCAUCCAACUCAUCUGAUUAAGGUUUCACAGCCGUGUGUAGACCAGAAAGGAGAUUGGUAUCACUGAUUUUGCGGGUACGAAUGUGAUAAAUAUAAAACCAUCUUUUGACAAUAUACUAUAUGCAUUUUUUAAAAGAGAAUUGAUGAUAUCUUAUAAUUUAUUUUCCAAUAAUAUAAUGAAACUGUGCCAUAUAUAUUAUAUAAUGACUUUUAAGUAGAGUUGAAAAGUCUUUUUAAUGUAUUCUUCUGUAAAUAGUUUAUGCUAUUUAUGUUACAAUUUCAAAGAGUUUAUCUAACAGUUGUGAAGUUUGAAACUUAAUAAGGUAUAUAUUUCUAAACUUUUUACAUUAAAAUAUAAUUUACUAUUUUUGGUUAUAUUGAGGAAACUCAGUUUCAAAUUUUUUUAGAUUAUUACACUCCAUUCAGUGAAUGUUUUAAACAUCUUUCAUCUUCGAGAACUCUCUGCAACUUAUAUUUGACAUCACAUAAUAUUUAAUGCAUCAAUUGUUUCCUAUCUAAUGUUUAAUAAUAUUUUUUUGUAUUUUUGGUUUUAAUAAGGAGGAAACUCAGUUUCAAAAUUUUUUAAAACAUUAUUUUCUAUAAGAAAAAUUCUAAUUAAAUAUUUGUAUAUUAAUUAUUUAAACAGUAAAUUAUUACGUAAGGUUGAGACUAAAAGUUAAGGUCUCCAUUCGCAUGUAGUUACAUCUCUUAUAAUAGUCAUUUCAUUUUUUCAGAUUUUUCAUAUAUGUGUCUUCUACAAAGACCAUUUGUGUUAAAAUUAUACUAUGAUAAACAAAACAAUAACAAAACUAUAUUAUCACCAUUAUAUUCUCUCCACAAGUCAUCUACUGUUUAAUCUUCAAUCAGUCUUUUAUUAUUGUCAAUAUCUCAUACACCAGUUUUGCAGUCACUUAAUCACCAUUAUAAUUAUUUUUCAUUUAUAUAAUCUUUUGAUUGCUAAUCAGUAUUUUAAAAAUAAAUGAUUUUGUUAAGUAUAAAUAUGAAUGUUUUUAAAUACACUGUAUUAAUAUCAAUUAAUUGAAAUUUUCACUAAAUAAUUCAACUAUCCGCGCGAAUGCGCGGAUUUGUUUCCUAGUAGAAAUAAUAGGGUUAUACGUACGUUUCAACUGAUGAUGGCUCAUAAAGAUUAUUAAAUAAGAACUCACGAAUGUUUUAUAAUCUUAAGUUUGUUAAAGCAUGCCCAAUUAUCCUUGAUUAAAUCGAACAAAUCGAUAUAAGUGAGCUCAAUGUAAUAUAUGGUUUCUUUUUAUUUUAAAAAUUUCAAUAUGUAAAUAACCAUAACAUAAAUUUAAGUCAGUCCUGGAAGAAAAAAACAAACAAGCCAUAGUUUGCUUGGAACCGCACCAAAUCCAACCUAAACAACACUUAAGAAAAUACGUUUAGUUACUUGAGUGUCAUUGACCAAUAACAAUUGAAUUUGUGAAGUUAAACCAAACCGGAUUACACGGCCAAAGAGUAACAAAUAUAAAUAGAAGAGUAAGGGAAGUAAGAGAGUAAUAAACCUACGAAAAAGCAAACAACCCUAAAAUUCUCAAGUUUAUCUUUUCAGAAUCCAAAUCACGCCUUGAUGUAGAAAAAGAAGAAGAUACUAUUUAAUGGCGGAUCUGACUUGUACUACACCGUUUGUGUUAUAUCCAUUACUCGUCAUAAUCCUUUUCUUCUACUCCCUUAACCACCAUACCGGAUUUCUCUCCUCCGUCGUCAACGAUGAUCCUUCUUGUCAUCACUCCCUCACCUCUUCGUCUGUGUUCUCUUCCUUCAGAUUCUUACCUUCUCGUUCUUCUUCCUCUUGUCACACCACUCUCAACAACUCGUCUUCAUCAGAAGUUACGGUGGUAGAUGAAGCGGCGCAGAGAAUCGAAGAGGGUUUGGCGAUGGCGAGAGCCGCCAUACAGAAAGCUGGAGAAGUGGAUCUCCGGAAGAAUAGUUCGGAUUUGGGAUUAGUAUCAAAUGGAUCUAUCUAUCUCAACGCUUUUGCUUUUCAUCAGAGCCACAGAGAGAUGAAGAAAAGAUUUAAGAUAUGGACAUAUAGAGAAGGAGAAGCUCCUCUCUUUCACGAAGGUCCUCUCAACGAUAUCUACGCUAUUGAAGGCCAAUUCAUGGACGAGAUCGAGAAUGGAAAUAGCCCUUUCGCUGCAGCUUCACCAGAGGAAGCCACCAUGUUCUACAUCCCUGUAGGGAUCGUCAGUAUCAUACGAUUUGUCUAUAGACCUUACACUAGCUACGCACGUGACCGUCUCCAAAACAUUGUCAAAGACUACAUCUCUCUUGUCUCUAACCGUUACCCUUACUGGAACCGCACUCGCGGUGCUGACCAUUUCUUCCUCUCCUGUCACGAUUGGGCACCUGAUGUUUCAACGGUAGAUCCAGAACUAUACAAGCAUUUCAUCAGAGCUCUAUGCAAUGCCAAUGCAUCCGAGGGGUUCACACCCGUGAGAGACGUUUCAUUACCGGAAAUAAAAAUUAAAUUCAGCAAAUUAGGGUCUACACACGAGGGAGAACCGCCUCAAAACCGAAAACUAUUGGCGUUUUUCGCCGGCGGUUCUCACGGAGAAGUUCGGAAAAUACUUUUCCAACACUGGAAAGAAAAGGACAAAGACGUUCUUGUCUACGAGUAUCUCCCCAAGACCAUCAACUACACGAGAAUGAUGGACCAUGCGAAGUUUUGUCUGUGUCCGAGCGGUUGGGAAGUAGCUAGUCCAAGAAUCGUGGAGGCUCUUUACUCCGGUUGUGUUCCGGUCAUCAUAGCUGAUUCUUACGUACUUCCAUUUAGUGACGUGUUGAAUUGGAAGAGAUUCUCGGUUCAGAUUCCGGUACGGAAGAUACCGGAGAUAAAGAAGAUUUUAGAAGCGAUAACUGAAGAGGAGUACUUGGAGAUGCAGAGGAGAGUUCUUGAGGUGAGAAAACACUUUGUUGUAAACAGACCAUCGAAGCCAUAUGAUAUGUUGCAUAUGGUUAUGCAUUCGCUUUGGUUACGGAGGCUUAAUGUUAGAAUUCCUUUUUCACAGUGAAACUAUAUGUUGUUAGACUCUUUUAAUAUAGUAGAUAUUACACAUGCAUAUAGUAUUAGGGAUAAAUGUCCCACAUCGGAUAUUGGAAGGGAUCCUUAGCAAUAUAUAAGAUGAAUGUGCCACUCCACUUAGCACUAAUUGGUUUUAGGUUGGAAGCCCAUCUAGCUUAACAUGGUAUCAGAGCCCGAUCCACGCAGUCCAACCCGAUCCACAUCGAUCUGGUCCAAAGUCGGCCCAUCGAUCCUUGCCCGAGCAUUCCGAGAUUGACGCUCAAAGAGCCAUCAUCUCGAGAGGGCGUAUUAGGGAUAAAUGUCCCACAUCGGAUAUUGGAAAGGAUCCUUAGCAAUAUAUAAAAUGAAUGUGCCACUCCACUUAGCACCAAUUGGUUUUAGGUUGGAAGCCCAUCUAACUUAACAUAUAGUAUAUAAGAACUUGGGAAACUUUAAAAAUGUUUCGUUUCACAUAUAUAUUCGAUUAGUACAAGCCUUCGAGUUUCGUUUGGGAAAGAAACGUGUAAAAGUUGCAUGCAGGCCUGGUUGUACGUGUAACGGUAGGAAACCCACCCACAAGGCCCAUAAAGGAUAAGAACUUAGAAAACGAGAAAUAUUGUCAUCAUACUUUAAAAUCAUAGUAACCACCACCAAGGCACCAACUAUAGUUGUUCAAAUGAGAUAGCAUUUUUCUGUUAUGAAGUUUUUCUACUACAAGACAUAAGCCAUCAAUUUUUAUUCUUUGUUACUUUAGAAUUUAGAUAUUCUAUCUAUUACAUAAAACUUGGGCAGCUUUUUUCAUAGCCUCAAAAUCAUAAUAGUAGCAAUAUUUGAAGCGAGAAUAUAGGAAGGACCAAUACUGCAGUAAUGAAUAGUGU
Molecule: messenger RNA, 4752 nt
Organism: Brassica napus (rape)
Lineage: Eukaryota; Viridiplantae; Streptophyta; Magnoliopsida; Brassicales; Brassicaceae
Product: probable glycosyltransferase At5g11130
Exons: 4
Coding region: 2469-3884 (471 amino acids)
Molecular function (GO): glycosyltransferase activity
Source: RefSeq, a predicted model, not a curated record